AUGCCCUAUUCACAAUCAAACGAUAGCAAUAACACUGUUCACAUGCCGAUUAGGUCAUUCUGUGUUCAUGUUGAUAUAAUGUCUCCAACUGUAUUUUUCACCAAUCUCAACUCCACAUUUGCUUCACUUAGAAAAGAGCUAUCCAGGAAAGGUGUCUAUUUUGCCAUAAGCCAUAACUUAGGGAAUGCAGAUUCAAUCUAUGGUACAUCCCAAUGCAGGCGCUACCUCUCAACAACCCAGUGUCUGUCUUGCUUCGAUGUGGGGGUUUCUAUAUUAACUGCAUGA
Lactuca virosa is the source of this 285-nucleotide messenger RNA. The record is from the annotation of a GenBank genome assembly. NCBI's taxonomy places the organism in Eukaryota, Viridiplantae, Streptophyta, Magnoliopsida, Asterales, Asteraceae.